UUCUCAGAUUCUCAACCCGGAUGUUGGGAAAAAGAAUUUACAGACGGAUGAAUACCUAUGGGGUUUUGCUACUAAAAGAUAUCUUUGCUUAAAGCCACUUGGCCUUCUUUAUUAUUUUUUUGAAAUUUCAUUAGUUGAAGUUCAAGGAAAAUAGUAUUAUGGUUCAUCUUUUUAAUAUUUUAAGUAUCAUUUCUGUAUAAUGAAGGAACAUUGGAUGAUAUGGACUUUUGGUCAAACUGUUGAUACUGUUGUAAUGAAUCCUCCAUUUGGAACUCGAAGAAAAGGUGCUGAUAUGGAUUUCCUCUCAGUGGCUUUGAAGGUUGCUUCUGGAGCAGUUUAUUCCUUGCACAAGACUUCCACAAGAGGUCAUGUGAAAAAGGCAGCCUUGCGGGACCUUAAUGCUAGUAGUGCUGAGGUUCUAUGCGAGCUUCCAUGUGAUGUUCCACAAUUAUACAAAUUUCAUAAGAAAAAGGAAGUGGAUAUUGCUGUGGACCUCUGGCGAUUUGUUCCAAAAAAGACUCAAAGAGAAGUUACUUAGCAUGUGCAUUGGGGUGUAUCAUAAACAAUAUACAAGUUUGAAAAAUACUUAACAAAUUUACUUCUAUGGAGAAUGGAAGUGACUUUUCUUCA
Mangifera indica (mango) is the source of this 630-nucleotide messenger RNA. Its product is annotated as rRNA N6-adenosine-methyltransferase METTL5-like. The transcript is spliced from 5 exons. Gene Ontology annotation, molecular function: nucleic acid binding; rRNA (adenine-N6-)-methyltransferase activity. The coding region runs from base 200 to 538 and encodes 112 amino acids. NCBI's taxonomy places the organism in Eukaryota, Viridiplantae, Streptophyta, Magnoliopsida, Sapindales, Anacardiaceae. The record is from RefSeq and is a predicted model, not a curated record. Gene Ontology annotation, biological process: rRNA methylation.